Loxodonta africana (African savanna elephant) is the source of this 1965-nucleotide messenger RNA. RefSeq names its product COP9 signalosome subunit 6 (gene COPS6). Gene Ontology annotation, cellular component: COP9 signalosome. The record is from RefSeq and is a predicted model, not a curated record. NCBI's taxonomy places the organism in Eukaryota, Metazoa, Chordata, Mammalia, Proboscidea, Elephantidae. Gene Ontology annotation, molecular function: protein binding; metallopeptidase activity. The coding region runs from base 21 to 995 and encodes 324 amino acids. The transcript is spliced from 10 exons. Gene Ontology annotation, biological process: protein deneddylation.
GGCUGGCGGGCGUGGGGAAAAUGGCGGCGGCGGCAGCUGCUGCGAACGGGACCGGAGGCAGCACCGGGAUGGAGGUGGAUGCAUCAGUAGUCCCCAGCGUGAUGGCCUCCGGAGUGACUGGUAGUGUUUCCGUCGCUCUUCAUCCCCUUGUCAUUCUCAACAUCUCAGACCACUGGAUCCGCAUGCGCUCCCAGGAGGGGCGGCCUAUGCAGGUGAUUGGGGCUCUGAUCGGGAAGCAGGAGGGCCGAAAUAUUGAGGUGAUGAACUCCUUUGAACUGCUGUCUCACACCGUGGAAGAGAAGAUUAUCAUUGACAAGGAAUAUUAUUACACCAAGGAGGAGCAGUUUAAACAGGUAUUCAAGGAGCUGGAGUUUCUCGGCUGGUAUACCACAGGGGGGCCGCCUGACCCCUCCGACAUCCACGUCCAUAAGCAGGUGUGUGAGAUAAUCGAGAGUCCCCUCUUUCUUAAGUUGAACCCUAUGACCAAGCACACAGAUCUUCCUGUCAGCGUCUUUGAAUCUGUCAUUGAUAUAAUCAAUGGAGAGGCCACAAUGCUGUUUGCCGAGCUGACCUACACCCUGGCCACAGAGGAAGCUGAACGCAUCGGUGUAGACCACGUGGCCAGAAUGACAGCCACAGGCAGCGGAGAGAACUCCACUGUGGCAGAACACCUGAUAGCACAGCACAGCGCCAUCAAGAUGCUGCACAGCCGUGUCAAGCUCAUCUUGGAGUACGUCAAGGCCUCUGAAGCAGGAGAGGUCCCCUUUAACCAUGAGAUCCUGAGAGAGGCCUAUGCUCUCUGCCACUGCCUCCCUGUACUCAGCACAGAUAAGUUCAAGACAGACUUUUAUGACCAAUGCAAUGACGUGGGGCUCAUGGCCUACCUUGGCACCAUCACCAAAACAUGUAACACCAUGAACCAGUUUGUGAACAAGUUCAAUGUCCUCUACGAUCGACAAGGCAUCGGCAGGCGAAUGCGGGGGCUCUUCUUCUGAUGAGCCAGUACUUGAAGGAUGCUGCACAGGGGUCAGGCAACUGUCCCAAAGGGGAGGGGAGCUACACUCCCUUUCAAGAAACCUCUGUGUCAUUAAUAAAAAGGGAGCAGCCCCUCAGCACCCAUUCCAGUGGCUGUGUCCUCUCUGUUAGGCACCACACAGGUUUCUCAGCUUAGAUCUUAAACAAGGCUCUUCAUUCCAGCCUUGCUUACAGAGGCACAAAUCCCUUUUAAUCAUCAGCUCUUGACAACCUUCAGUGACGGGAGUUCACUGCCACUUGAAGUGACCCAUGCUCGGUCAGGUGGACAUUUAUAUCGAGCCAAAGACUGCCUGCUUCCACCUAACCGAUAUUCUUUUAAGUCACCCUAUGACAUCAACGUACAUAGGCCAACCCUAUAAAUGUGAUAAAGGACUAAUUUUCCAAGCUAAAUUAAUUUCUUUAAUCCACUGUUUUUCACAGAAGAGGGGCAGAUAUGUUAUUAAGCACAUUUUAACUCUUAUUAGGGACAACUCAGCCUGGGUCCUUGUGGACAUUGUGAAGUGCAAAGAGGGGGUUUCCCAAUUAUUGCUGACAUAUUGAAUGCUUUCUGUACUGAUACAUGUGCUUACCCAUAUGAGCUCACUCUGAGGCUGAAGUAUUAUUACCCAUAAUUUGGAGGUAAGGAAGUGUUCUGAAAGACCGGCGCAGUGGUUAACAGCUUGGCUGCUAACCAAAAGGUUGGCAGUUCAAAUACACCAGCUGUUCCUUGGAAACCCUAUAGGACAGUUCUACCAUAUUCUGUAGGGUUGCUAUGAGUUGGAAUUGACUGGUACCAGGCAUCACAUUUCCACGUGCCACCUUCUAGUCCCCUUAAUCUCAGCACCCCCUAAAAAGGGCCUGGAGUAGGAGCUGGAGACUGGGAAUAAAAACAUGUCUGAUGGAACUAUUAAAGAGAUGGAAAAAACUAUUAAAGAGAUGGAAAAGGGGAAA